Paramacrobiotus metropolitanus is the source of this 2603-nucleotide messenger RNA. Its product is annotated as ATP synthase subunit beta, mitochondrial-like. Gene Ontology annotation, molecular function: ATP hydrolysis activity; ATP binding; proton-transporting ATP synthase activity, rotational mechanism. The record is from RefSeq and is a predicted model, not a curated record. The transcript has 11 exons. Bases 386 to 2269 code for a protein of 627 amino acids. Gene Ontology annotation, biological process: proton motive force-driven mitochondrial ATP synthesis; proton transmembrane transport. NCBI's taxonomy places the organism in Eukaryota, Metazoa, Tardigrada, Eutardigrada, Parachela, Macrobiotidae.
UAUUUUGUACGUACUUCAGAAUUCAGAUACAUACAGUACUGUUGUAAAUAAUUUUGCUUACUGACCCAACAUUAUUUUAGCGAUACGAUUAUAAUUAUGUACCUAGGAAGUACUACUCUUAUGUCUAUGUGCAUAGCUAGCAAGAUUGCAACAAAAAGUUUAACUCGCUCCUAUAAGCUUAAGCUUAGUACUGUUUUAGAAAGUUCGAAGCACGACUUAUAAGUUUUGACAUAAUUUAAAUUCGUUGGUGUUAAGUCGUUGGUGUUAAAUUGUACCACUGCGCAAAUUGUUGUUUUCCAUGUUUUUUUGUCUACCUAUUGGAUUCGAAGUCUAUAAAGCACCCUGAAGCUACUUUGAUUUGGCUUGUUACUGUAUAUUAUUGAAAAUGUUUUCGCGAUUGGCACGUGUAGCCACCGCUCAAGUGAACUACGGGAAGCGAUACAUCCAGCGCGAUCGCAGAGUAGUGCUGCCCCUAAACCCACAUAAUCCAGUAUUUUCCGGUAGCUUUGCGAGGUUGUCAAGUCAGCUCACAGGAACCACAGCACGUGACAAUGAUCAACCAGACUGUGUUCCCGAUCGGGGCGCACCAGCGCGCCCGCCUGCUCGACCGGGGCCGUCUCGUGUUCAGCAAGGGCGACCUCCGCCUGGAAUGCCUCCCAAGAAAGGAAAAGAUCCUUCCCAGAAAGAACCCAUUCGUACCAGCACGGAAACUGGCCUGAAAGGAAAGGUGGUAGCCGUCAUUGGGGCGGUGGUUGAUGUGCACUUCGAUGGAGAAUUGCCGCCGAUUCUCAAUGCGCUGGAGGUAGUGGAUCGUCAACCACGUCUUGUACUGGAGAUCGCGCAGCAUAUGGGAGAAAAUUGUGUUCGCACCAUAGCCAUGGAUGGAACUGAGGGAUUGACUCGGGGUCAAGAAGUUGCGGAUACUGGCAGUCCUAUUAGCAUACCAGUCGGACCUGAGUGUUUAGGUCGAAUUAUGAACGUUAUUGGCGAGCCCAUAGAUGAGCGAGGACCUAUCGAAACGGAAAAAACGGCGCCAAUCCAUGCUGAGGCACCGGAGUUUGUCGACAUGGCGGUGACUCCCCACAUUUUGACCACCGGCAUAAAGGUCGUGGAUCUGCUGGCGCCGUAUGUAAAAGGAGGCAAAAUUGGUCUGUUUGGUGGGGCCGGUGUGGGUAAAACGGUAUUGAUUAUGGAACUGAUCAACAACGUGGCCAAAGCCCACGGUGGCUAUUCGGUGUUUGCCGGCGUUGGAGAGCGCACUCGGGAAGGGAAUGACCUUUAUCAUGAAAUGAUCGAGGGCGGUGUCAUCAGUUUGAAGGAUAAGACCUCCAAAGUUGCGCUAGUCUAUGGACAAAUGAAUGAACCACCGGGAGCGCGCGCCAGAGUGGCCUUAACAGGACUGACUGUUGCGGAAUACUUUCGAGAUCAGGAAGGCCAAGAUGUUCUUCUCUUUAUUGAUAACAUAUUCAGGUUUACUCAGGCUGGCUCCGAAGUUUCCGCUUUACUGGGUCGUAUUCCGUCGGCAGUUGGAUAUCAACCUACUUUGGCGACAGAUAUGGGUGCAAUGCAAGAGAGAAUCACUACUACGAAAAAAGGCUCCAUCACGUCAGUGCAAGCUAUUUACGUACCGGCGGAUGACUUGACGGACCCCGCUCCCGCCACUACCUUUGCGCAUCUGGACGCCACCACAGUGCUGUCCCGUGGUAUUGCCGAGUUGGGGAUUUACCCGGCUGUUGACCCAUUAGAUUCUACAUCACGCAUCAUGGAUCCCAAUGUUGUUGGGGAAGAACAUUACAAUAUCGCUAGAUCUGUUCAAAAGAUUUUGCAAAGUUACAAAUCUUUACAAGAUAUUAUUGCCAUCCUGGGGAUGGAUGAAUUGUCUGAAGACGACAAAUUAACAGUGGCUCGCGCCCGAAAAAUACAGCGCUUCUUUAGUCAGCCGUUCCAAGUGGCAGAAGUCUUCACGGGUCAUCCCGGGAAAUUUGUUCCUUUGGCGGAAACCAUUAAAGGGUUCCAAAAGAUCCUGGCCGGCGAACUGGACCAUAUACCGGAAGUUGCAUUUUACAUGGUUGGACCGAUUGAAGAAGUUUUCCAAAAAGCGGAAAAGUUAGCUGCUGAACAAUCUGGUGGUAAAGGUCAACCAGGAAAGGACAAGAAACCGCAGGCUCCAGUAACGGCUCCGUCAGGUGAAGCCGGUAAGGAAAAGAAGGACAGCAGCAAGGGAAACGAUAAAAAAUCGAAGAAGAAAGAUUCCGAAGAAGAAGAAUAAAUUCAAUUAAAACAGUGGUUUUCCAUAUUUACUCAGAAUGAUUUGCUGGUAACUCAUAGUGCAUCCCAUUAUACCGCAUCCACAUCCAGCAGUUAUACUCGUAAAAUUACAGUAUAUUACAUAUGUAACUCGAUAACAAUGCAUUGUGGUGAGUUUUCCCCUUCGCGCGGCAGCCAUGGAAAUAGACGUAUGAUACAAUUAUCUAUACCUAAUUAUUUGCUGCUGUUGACUGAGACGGAAUAUUUGGAAAUAUCGAAAAUGUAAUUAAACCUGAUCAAAUGCGAGGUUCUACACGCACCGUAGUUACAAAAUCCUGACCUAAACUGCACAUCGC